Panthera uncia (snow leopard) is the source of this 1757-nucleotide messenger RNA. It is a transcript of the gene MTMR7, whose product is annotated as myotubularin related protein 7. The transcript has 11 exons. Gene Ontology annotation, molecular function: phosphatidylinositol phosphate phosphatase activity. The record is from RefSeq and is a predicted model, not a curated record. NCBI's taxonomy places the organism in Eukaryota, Metazoa, Chordata, Mammalia, Carnivora, Felidae. The coding region runs from base 72 to 1673 and encodes 533 amino acids. Gene Ontology annotation, biological process: phosphatidylinositol dephosphorylation.
UGAAAUACGAGGAGUUAUACUGCUUUUCAUUCAACCCCAAGCUGGAUAAAGAAGAAAGAGAACAGGGCUGGAUGCUGAUCGAUCUCAGCGAAGAAUACAAGCGAAUGGGCCUCCCUAAUAAUUAUUGGCAGCUCAGCGAUGUGAAUAGAGACUACCGAGUUUGUGAUUCUUACCCUACUGAACUGUAUGUUCCCAAAUCGGCCACAGCACACAUCAUCGUGGGGAGUUCCAAAUUCCGGAGCAGACGGCGAUUUCCUGCCCUUUCUUACUACUAUAGAGAUAACCACGCCUCCAUCUGUCGGAGCAGCCAGCCUCUGUCCGGCUUCAGUGCCCGCUGCCUGGAGGACGAGCAGAUGCUUCAGGCCAUCAGGAAAGCCAAUCCAGGAAGUGACUUCAUUUACGUCGUGGACACUCGGCCCAAACUCAACGCAAUGGCAAAUCGUGCCGCAGGGAAGGGCUAUGAGAACGAAGAUAACUACUCCAAUAUCAAGUUUCAGUUCAUCGGGAUAGAGAACAUCCACGUCAUGAGGAACAGUCUGCAAAAAAUGCUGGAAGUGUGCGAACUUAAAUCUCCCUCGAUGAGUGACUUUCUGUGGGGACUGGAGAACUCUGGCUGGUUAAGGCACAUUAAGGCCAUCAUGGAUGCAGGAAUCUUCAUUGCAAAGGCAGUCUCAGAGGAAGGGGUGAGUGUGCUGGUUCACUGUUCUGAUGGCUGGGACAGGACCGCCCAGGUGUGCUCGGUGGCCAGCCUCCUGCUCGAUCCGCAUUACCGGACUCUGAAGGGCUUCAUGGUAUUAAUUGAAAAGGACUGGAUUUCCUUUGGUCAUAAAUUUAAUCACAGAUAUGGCAAUCUAGAUGGUGAUCCAAAAGAAAUCUCUCCAGUUAUCGAUCAGUUCAUCGAAUGUGUCUGGCAGUUAAUGGAACAAUUUCCCUGUGCCUUUGAGUUCAAUGAGAGAUUUCUGAUUCACAUUCAACAUCACAUUUAUUCCUGCCAGUUUGGAAACUUCCUGUGUAACAGCCAGAAGGAGCGACAAGAACUCAAAAUUCAAGAAAGAACAUACUCUUUAUGGGCUCACCUGUGGAAGAAUCGGGCCGACUACAUGAAUCCUCUAUUUAGAGACGAUCACAGCCAGACCAGGGGAACCCUUCGUCUCCCCACAACGCCGUGCAACUUCCUGUACAAGUUCUGGAGUGGGAUGUACAACCGCUUCGAAAAGGGGCUGCAGCCCCGACAGUCUGUUACCGAUUACCUCAUGGCGGUAAAGGAGGAAACCCAGCAGCUGGAGGAAGAACGAGAGGCCCUAGAAGAAAGGCUGGAAAAAAUUCAGAAAGUCCAGUUAAAUCACACUAAAGUGAAGGCUAAGCAAAGUGAACCCAGCAAACACUCAGGGUUUUCUACCUCAGACAACAGCACAGCCAACACUCCCCAGGAUUACAGUGGAAACAUGAAAUCCUUUCCAUCCAGGAGUCCUUCACAAGGUGAUGAAGAUUCUGCUCUCAUUCUAACCCAAGACAAUUUGAAAAGCUCAGAUCCGGAUCUGUCGGCCAACAGCGAUCAAGAGUCCGGGGUGGAGGACUUGAGCUGUCGGUCCCCAAGUGGUGGGGAGUGUGCACCAAGCGAAGACAGUGGCAAGGACCGUGAUUCUGACGAAGCUGUGUUUCUCACUGCCUGAAGUUUCUCUGUGGAGUUCCAAAAUAAAGGACACACAAGAGACACUUUCCAAAAAGAAGGGAGCAGUGCAAUUCAAAAUAAAAAA